AUGGCUACAAGCCACAUGUAUCAUAAUCUCCAAAGCUAUUGGUGCUGUUCCACUCUUGCAUUGCUGUCCUCCACUAGUCUCAGCAGAUGCAUCCUCAAGUAUGGAGCAAAGGGCAUUAGUUUUAACAAUGACACAAUAAUUCUACAUGGGGGUGGGGAUAAGAAGCUGAUUGAGGAAAGAUGUGCAGAGGCACCUGCAUUCACAAUAGCCUCAAAUGCUGGUUUUGAUGGUGCACUGUUUAUUGGCAGAUUGUUGGAACAAGAUAAUCAUAAUUUGGGUUUUGAUGCUGCUAAAGGUGUAUAUGUUGACAUGGUGGAGGAGAGAAUCAUAGAUCCUCUCAAAGUGGUUAGAACGGCUUUAGUUGACGGCUUGACGCUACCAGAUUUGAGCUCUCUGUGGCAUGUAUGAUUGAGAGAUGGAGGGAUUUGCUCCUCUUCACCUCUGAAUCUAUCAAAAGGGCCGCUUUGCAAGCCAUCAGCAAUGACCAAGUUUCUGUUCCCAGCCUUGUAAUAGCUGUAUUUACUCAUGAUCUUUGGCUGGAUCACUACGAGUGCUAUUGUCAGCUGUUUGAAGAUGUCUAUGCCACCUGUAGAAGGACAACUCUGCUGUUGGUUGGCUUCUCUGCUGGUAGGUGACAAAUGCAAUUUCAAAGUGAACAUUGAGUUGGAGCUUGGAUUUGCCCAGAGUCUGCGCAUUAUCAAGAUGCCUGAAUUGAUGGAGUGCUUGUUGAUCAAUACCGCCGUUUGGCUAGGCCACUGGUGAACUCAUGAGAAAGAGGCUGCCCCAGAACUCUAAACUGGUUAAGCUUGUUUGCUGCCAAACUGAUUUGUGGGGUGGAUAGAAGAGUCCUGCCGAUCACUGAGCCUCUACUAUGAGAUUCAAUGUUUUGUGAAUAGCAAAUUAAAUCUUCAAAAUAUUGUCAAUAUUCUUACCUUACAAUUAACAAAAAAAGAAAAAAAAAUCUAUAUAAUUUUGAGAUCGCAUUUGAAUAUAUAAUAUAGUUUUUUU
This is a messenger RNA of Quercus lobata, 1008 nucleotides long. Its product is annotated as chaperonin CPN60-like 2, mitochondrial. The transcript is spliced from 5 exons. Gene Ontology annotation, molecular function: ATP-dependent protein folding chaperone. Bases 1 to 408 code for a protein of 135 amino acids. The record is from RefSeq and is a predicted model, not a curated record. NCBI's taxonomy places the organism in Eukaryota, Viridiplantae, Streptophyta, Magnoliopsida, Fagales, Fagaceae. Gene Ontology annotation, biological process: protein refolding.